This is a messenger RNA of Silurus meridionalis, 1523 nucleotides long. Its product is annotated as holocytochrome c-type synthase-like. The coding region runs from base 154 to 972 and encodes 272 amino acids. The transcript has 7 exons. Gene Ontology annotation, molecular function: holocytochrome-c synthase activity. Lineage: Eukaryota; Metazoa; Chordata; Actinopteri; Siluriformes; Siluridae. The record is from RefSeq and is a predicted model, not a curated record. Gene Ontology annotation, cellular component: mitochondrion. Gene Ontology annotation, biological process: cytochrome c-heme linkage.
ACCACUGAUCCCAAUGAAGAAGCCGGUUCACGUUGUAUGCUGGGUUUCGACAUUGAGAAGAACAUGGGGAUGUAGUGGGUCAAUCAUUACUGAAGAAAUAAAACACAUUAAUACAGAGAUCAGACUCUCGGAACAGUGUUAUAGUCAGAAAUCAUGUCCAGUCUUUUCGGCGCAGUUAAAGCGGAGGCUGCCGUGAUGUCUAAUGAGAGCAGAGCGCCACCCCAGGGCUGUCCCAUGCACCAGGACGUUAAAACAGCCACACCUCCAUCCGAAUGCCCCAUGCACCAAGCAUCCACUACAGAACAACCCAAGAGUGCACCAGAUGUGCCAGCACAUCAGGACAGAGCCUACGAGUUUGUGCAGUGUCCUGUGACGGGAGCUAGAGGAAGCAAACAAACAGCUGACCUCGACCCUGCCAAUAUGAUGCCUCCACCUAACCAGAACCCUUCUCCUGGCCAGCCCUUUCCUCUGUCUGUGGCGCGAGAGGAGUCCCACAUCCCUCGCUCAGGAUCCGAUCAGAACUGGGUUUAUCCCUCUGAGCAGAUGUUCUGGAAUGCCAUGCUGAGAAAAGGGUGGCGCUGGAGGAAGCAAGACAUCUCUCAAAAAGACAUGACGAACAUCAUUUCGAUUCACAACCAGAACAAUGAGCAGGCAUGGAAGGAGAUUUUGAGAUGGGAAGCUCUCCAUUCAAAGGAGUGUCCAUGUGGACCUGCUCUUAAAAGGUUUGGAGGCAAAGCGAAAGAUUUCACUCCGAGAGCUCGCUUUCGUCACUGGAUGGGGCAUGAGCUGCCAUUUGACCGACAUGACUGGAUUUUGGACCGGUGCGGGAAAGAAGUACGGUAUGUGAUUGACUACUAUGACGGGGGUCAGGGGUCGAACCACACCGUCUUAGACGUCCGUCCAGCGUUCGACUCUUUAGGAGCUGUGUGGGAUCGCAUGAAGGUGGCGUGGUGGAGAUGGACUUCUUCAUGAAGCUGUGCUGAACAACAGAAAUAUAGGAGAUUUCUAUUAAUUUAUAUUUAUUGCCAAUGAUUUGUGCUCGUUUUACUUUACAGAAACGGCUGCAUUUACUGAACACAUUGUUCCAUUGCACAUACCUAAAUAACUGUCCAAGUUCUAUACUAAUGAUUAUUAUUAUUAUUAAUAUGGGCUAUAAAAACCAGACCUGGAAAUGGAAAAUGUAUAGAACUAUAAAUGUAUAUCACGGUUUAAUAAACUUGCUGUCUGUAAGAAGUGUAACGAAGGACUGAAACUAUUGAGAGAAAAUUACAUCGCAUCGCAACUUUACAGCUAAAACAAUUACUUGAUUUUUGAAAUAAGAAAUGAAUUAGUGAAUGAAGUGCUAUGUAUGGUAGUUAUACAGUCAAAAAAGUGUUUGUCCUUUUUGCAUUCCAGAUGUUUAUCCAGGGGGUCAAAUCUAAAUUUCACACUGAUGCCCAAUUUUCUGUAAAUUGCUGUAAUAUGAUUUACAUCCCCACUGGAUGAAAGUCACCAUAUGUUCAAUAAAAAAAAAAUUUGUGCAA